AUGGGGUUCUUGCAAAGUCUAUGUGAUAAUUCUCUCUUCACAUAUCAUCACGGGGGUGACAUUGCAUAUUUACUAAUUUAUGUUGAUGAUAUUAUUCUCACCACCUCUUCGGAUUCCCUCAGAUUGAAACUAAUGGGCAGCCUCGCGACUGAAUUUGCAAUGAAAGAUCUUGGACCUCUUAGUUACUUCUUGGGUAUUACGGUUUCUCGCAUAGGUCACAAAAUGUUUCUCUCGCAGCAAUCUUAUGCUUUGGACAUUGUCAACCGUGCGAGCAUGUCUACUUGUAACCUGGUCGCAACUCCUGUUGAUACAAAACCGAAGCUUGGUGCUUCCUCCGGUGUUCCGUUUGACAACCCCACUUUAUACCGAAGCCUUGCGGGUGCACUUCACUAUCUCACCUUUACUAGGCCCGACAUCAGUUAUGCCGUUCAACAAAUUUAUUUAGAAUGA
Helianthus annuus (common sunflower) is the source of this 450-nucleotide messenger RNA. RefSeq lists its product as uncharacterized. The record is from RefSeq and is a predicted model, not a curated record. The transcript is spliced from 2 exons. Lineage: Eukaryota; Viridiplantae; Streptophyta; Magnoliopsida; Asterales; Asteraceae. Bases 1 to 450 code for a protein of 149 amino acids.